UAUUCGAAUGUUUGAACGUCUCGAUAGUAUUUGGUAUAGACAACCUUGGGCUGUUUUAGGCUGUGGAAUUUUACUUUGGUGUUUGCUACUUUUAGUAAUGAUAUUUUUUUGGUAUAAAUGUUGUCAUAGAGGCAAUGGAGAAAACGAAAAAGAACAAAGAGAAUUUAUUAAAAUUCGUGAUGGAAGUGUUUGUGCUCCAAAUACAACAGUUUUGGGUGAUGCUUUAAAUGCUUUUUGGUCAUCAUCACAUGAACAACAACAGCAACAACAUUAUAAUGCUGGAACUGUUGAAACAUUUACUGGAACAUUAGUUAGAGGAGGGGGAGGAAAUUGUCAUCAUUUGAUAGGGCAUAAUUCUUCUGAAUUGCUAAGAAAUGGAGGGCAUACGGGAGGGAAUGAACUUGUCCAGUUGGGUCAUGCUUUGCAUCAUUAUACCGGUAAUCUUCAUUUGCCACAACAACGAUUUACUAAUCCUGAUGGUUCUCAAAUUGACCCACCCCCAAUUUCUCCCAGUCAUCAUUAUCACUAUACACAAUUACCGGAUAAUUUGAAUUCUCUAGAUAGAAAUGGUGGUCCUUUAAGUACUUUUGCUGCUGCUAGACAACAAAAAACACCUCCAAAAUAUUAUGAUGAUCCAUCUCCUUACGCAACAACAACACUUAUUAACCCUGAAAAUGCUAACAACAAUUUGUGUUGUAAUAGAAGUCAAGGACCAUCACUUCCAUUAAAUCCAGCACCAACAGAACCUCCACGUCAUUUUUUAUCCUCAGCGGCGGUGAUGCGGCCAGCAGCGCCAUACCACCACAACAAUAAAAGUUUCAAUGAAUUGUUGGAACUUGAAAAUAGUUGGCAUAACAGCAAUAAACAUCAAAAUCAAAAUAAACGCAUCGCCGCCGCCGCAACUUUACAACAACGACGACUUAGAAAAGCAUUUUUAGUUCAACAUCAACAUUUUGGGACAACAAGUAGAGGAGGAGGAACUGGUGGGAAAAGGAAUAAUUCUGGACAUUCUACACAGAGGAGAAAUAAUGGAGGUUGUCUGAGGAAUUGUUUAAAUUGA
Meloidogyne enterolobii is the source of this 1060-nucleotide messenger RNA. NCBI's taxonomy places the organism in Eukaryota, Metazoa, Nematoda, Chromadorea, Rhabditida, Meloidogynidae. The record is from the annotation of a GenBank genome assembly.